Messenger RNA from Clarias gariepinus (North African catfish), 377 nucleotides. Its product is annotated as histone H2B-like. The record is from RefSeq and is a predicted model, not a curated record. Gene Ontology annotation, cellular component: nucleosome. The transcript is spliced from 2 exons. Gene Ontology annotation, molecular function: DNA binding; structural constituent of chromatin; protein heterodimerization activity. The coding region runs from base 1 to 348 and encodes 115 amino acids. NCBI's taxonomy places the organism in Eukaryota, Metazoa, Chordata, Actinopteri, Siluriformes, Clariidae.
AUGCCUGAGCCAGCCAAGGCCGCUCCCAAGAAGGGCUCGAAGAAAGCCGUGACCAAGACCGCCGGCAAAGGAGGCAAGAAGCGCAGAAAGUCCAGGAAGGAGAGCUACGCCAUCUACGUGUACAAAGUCCUGAAGCAGGUUCACCCCGACACCGGCAUUUCGUCCAAGGCGAUGGGGAUCAUGAAUUCGUUCGUCAACGACAUUUUCGAGCGCAUUGCCGGUGAGUCCUCUCGUCUGGCUCACUACAACAAACGCUCCACCAUCACUUCCCGGGAGAUCCAGACUGCCGUGCGCCUGUUGUUGCCCGUGAGGACUCUAGCUGCUGCAGAGGGUGGUGCGUUCAGCUAAACGAAUCAUGCGCACCGAGCUCCCUGACC